AUGGUACCGACACGUUAUCGACUGGCAACCGGCAAGCUACCGAUAACUUACCGACAAGUAAACGACAAGAACACCAAAUUUUUCGUUUCAUUUUCAGGCAAUAGUCAGCCUGGCUAUGGCUUUAGAGCGCCAGUUUCCCGGGUGCACAGCGAGGAAAUGGAGUGUUAUGAGCAGCAUGUGUAUUACCACGAAACCUUUUUUUAUUACAUAAAAGGCAAACUAAGAGGCCAUUAUGUGACGUUGAAGAGAUACAGGUGGGAAGAGAUGGACGAAGUUCAACAAGAGCAGUUCUCAAAUGAAGUCUCUCUGCUAAGGUAAAAUUCAGCCUGAUUUAGUAUCGCUACGCACAUCGCCGCGGAGAUCACAGACGGCACUUACGAACAUAUCUUACUUCGUGACCUCUUUAUAAUCACUAUUAAUAGUAUCAGUAUUCAUAAUAGCUUGGUAUUGGCUUCACUGGGUUUCACAGUACACUUGUUACUCACUCCGAAAAAUCAUAGCAUGUACAACAGUCGUUGUCUAGCUGCGCGCAAAUUAGUAGGAAUAACCGUUACGCGCGAGGCGCGAGACGGAUUUAUUGUUCUAAACCCUUGCAUAGCACUCGGCUAAUUAAAGACUCCCUCCCUCGAUCAUUCCUUUGUUGCUAUUCAAAGCAACCGUUCUCUAAAGAACCCUCCUUUUCCGGAAGAUCAAUCUCAACAGAUUUUAUGAUAAUGUCUGGAGGAAUGGAAUGACACGUUUUUCUUUCUUUUUCAGCGACUUGCGGCAUCCAAAUAUCCUCCUUCUUAUGGCCGUGUAUGAUAGUACGGAUCCUUUAAAGCGGGGAGUUGUGCUAGAGCCCGUAGAACGUUGCUUCUUAAGAACGCUCCUUCUUGAGAACAAGACUGUCUUUGAUGAGGACACUGUUCUGCGUUUCAGCCGAGACGUAGCAUGCGCAAUGCAGUUUGUUCAUCAGCGAGGUUACAUUCACUGUUAUCUGGGAUCACCUAGUGUGGUAUUGACUGAGGACUUUACGGCAAAGGUUCGUUUCUUAGUUGCUCAUUUAUUGCGGCUUACGCUUUCCACGCUACAAAUAAUUUCGGACUGCAUUUGUGGCCCUCAGAGUUCAAUUCCGUCUUACAAAACUCGGCAAAAAGUUGGCUCGGGUCACCCUCUUUUUUUUUUCGAUGGUGGGGUCACUUUACUAGCCGGGCCAACUCUUCAACAUGUAAGGUCUAUAAGCAAUUUGGUUCUUCCAGCCGGGUCAACUCGAUCAAGGCGAGACAAUAGGGAACUUAAGAAACGACGACGACGACGGCAACAAGAACAACAAAAAAGCAAUAUGAUGCACUCUACACGUGCGUCACGCUUUUUUGUACCUUUCUUUGCCGUCGUUGCACGACUACGACGUGAAACUGCCUGAUUUCACGUUUUAUAGAGGACGUGAACACAAGACAACGACUUUCUUUUUCUUUUUCUGAACGUUGAUACAGUCCUUUAGAAUUCAACUCCAGAAAAAUUCGCUUACAUUCGAUGAAUUGAACGAGACGGAAUAAGCGCGAUAAAGUUUGAAGCAGCACGAAUUCACUUUUUAAGUGACGUUUUUGUGGCCAUCGUAGUCGUUGUUGCUUAAGAUCCCUAAUGGCUCGGGAAAGGGGUCACAUAAACGCUCCCUUAAGAUGACUGGGCUGAGAGGGUGAUUCUCUCUCUCGGAACAAGUUUUCUCAAAAUAAACGGGGCCUAAGCUUUCUUUCUUUCCUCGCCGUGUAUUAACUACAUGCACGUAUGAAGGCGAUUCUUUGAGUCUUAAAACUGUUUCUCUAGAAGGUUCUUACUUUUAAAUAACACAUCAAUAACCAUGGCUGCAACUUGAAUCUCGCCAGAUUUGCAACUUUGAAUUUGCACAACAAGUAAAUGGCGACUGCACUUGCAAUUCCAUCAGCCAUCACGAAACGCUGUAUGGCUGGAUGGCGCCUGAACAACUCAUUGGUAAGCCCGCUGACCAGGCUGGUGAUGUGUUCAGCUUCGGGGUUCUCGUCUGGGAAUGCAUCACAAGAAAGCAUCCUCUUAAUUAUGUCAAAAGUGUAAAACAACUAACAAAGGGAAAAGUUGACCCUCGCUUACAGAAGAUCCCUGGCAACUGGAGCCAAACUUUCAAGGUCUUGAUUGGCGACUGUCUGAAACCUUCCUCCAAAAGGCCAAAUUUCCAGCAGGUAAAGUUCAACUAAAAGCAAUGUAAAAGACACAAAGGGCAGUUUCACUCUAGGAGCCAGGAACAACUCUUCACUCGUUUCUAUUGCUACUAGCCUCCAGGGGAGCAGCAAGCUAACCUUUGGGUCUCCUGUGGUUCCUUUGGCCGGGAAGUGUCCUGUCGUUAUUUAGAUGUUACAUUAUGGAUUUACAUUUUAUAGGAUGAUUUUUAGUAGGUGUGUCCAGCGGUAUCUUUAUAACUCAGUUUUAAAUCGUAACGCUCUUCUUGCGUCAUUCUAAUUCCUUUAAGUUUUUACAUGGUGGCGCGCGCAAACAGUGUUAAAUUAUUUUCGUAUGACUGUCACUGACUUGCCAAUAAAACAAAAAUCAUGAAGUAUUUGUAUUUAAAUUGAAGGACUCCCUUAUAGUCCUUUAUACCCACAACUAUGAAUUGAACCAAUAAAAGGGUAUGUGAUAAGCAAAAUGUGUUCGUCAGUUCAUCGCUUCUCAGCUGAUGCUUUACUACUCAGCAUCUGCUCGCAGCAUAAAACGUACAAUUUGUAUCCUUGUGUUCGAUAUUGGGUCUAAUUAUGUAAAACAUAACGAUAAUCUACCUAUAUAGGUCUAAAAACUGUUCAAUCUCUUUUCACAAGCAAAUUGUUCAAACCACCUUCCUCGUGUCGACUUCAGGCGCUAGGUCAAAAAGAAAAGAGACCUUGUUUUUUAAAAGAAAGCAAAACAAUCUUGGUACUUUCUUUCUUUUGUUCUAGAUUUAUGGAUGGUUAUCUGCCAUAGUGACGUCACAGUACGUAUGUUUACGUCCAAAAAGUUUCAUCGUUGAAGAAGGCAGCAACUUAUUUUCGUCCAGAACUGUAAAAUCAGCGCGCACAACUCAACAGUGA
Porites evermanni is the source of this 3071-nucleotide messenger RNA. NCBI's taxonomy places the organism in Eukaryota, Metazoa, Cnidaria, Anthozoa, Scleractinia, Poritidae. The record is from the annotation of a GenBank genome assembly.